AAGAAAAGUUGAGUGAUGAAUUUUGGGCUUGACAGUUAGAUCUUGAAGAAAGUUCUAGCUUACUUGGUCAAAAUGAAAAGACUGGGGAACUGUAUGGAUGAUGCAUUUCUGUAGCAUUUUGUCAGCAUUGUAGUGUUGACAAUGGAUAAAUGUAAACACGUAGGGCGUCUGCGGCUUGCCCAGGACCAUUCCAUCGUGAAUCCUCACAAAUGGCAUUGCAUGGUAUGCAAUACUACAGAAUCUGUAUGGGCCUGCCUAGGAUGCUCACAUGUUGCUUGUGGAAGAUACAUUGAAGAACAUGCACUAAAGCACUUUCAGGAAAGCAGUCAUCCAGUAGCAUUGGAAGUGAAUGAGCUGUAUGUUUUCUGCUACCUUUGUGAUGACUAUGUUCUUAAUGAUAAUGCAACUGGUGACUUAAAACUCUUGCGAAGUACAUUAAGUGCAAUCAAGAGUCAAAAUUAUGACUGUACUACUCGUAGUGGCAGGACUUUGCGAUCGAUGGGCACAAGUGAUGAUCUUUCACAUAAUAAUGCACAAGCUUUGCUUCGUAAUCAAGACCGUAUGUUCACAGCUCUGUGGCACAGGAGGCAUGCAUUAAUGGGCAAAGUAUUUAGAUCUUGGUUUGAACUGACACCAAGCGGAAAAAGGAUUUUAGAAGAAGAGAAGCUAAGGGAGGAGGCGGAAGAAAGAAGAAUCAAUGCUAGGAAGAAAAGAGAAGAGCGGAAGCGCCAGUUGAAGGAAGAAAUGGAAAAAAUGCCCCCAAGGAAGAGCUUUCGCUUGCAAAAUCAAAAUAAAGAAUCCUCAGAAAUACCACUCUAUGCACUAAAAAUGCCACAACAUUUGGACUCUGCUCUUGAGUUGAAAGUAACAGCUACCUCAGAUGAAGUAAAAUUAAAAAAAAUAGACUCUCCAGUUAAACGAAGACCUACUGUGACUCCUGGUGUAACAGGAUUACGAAACUUGGGAAAUACAUGCUAUAUGAACUCUAUUCUUCAGGUAUUGAGUCACUUGCUCAUAUUUAGGGAAUGUUUUUUAAAGCUUGAUUUGAACCAAACUCAAGAGUUGUUAGCAGCUGCAGCCAAUGGGAAAACAAGAUCAUCAUCUAAACAUCCUCUAUUAGCUGGCUCUAUUUUUCAUGUGAACAAAAGCCACGUUAAAGAUAAAACAUCUACUGCAAGGCGAUCUAGUGUGUCAUCAGGCUUAAGUGGUGGAGCAUCGCAUAGUAGAAAUAUGGAACUUAUUCAGCCUAAGGAGCCAAGCUCAAAGUACAUUUCUCUUUGUCAUGAACUACAUACUUUGUUCCAAGUCAUGUGGUCUGGCAAGUGGGCUUUGGUGUCUCCUUUUGCGAUGCUCCAUUCUGUUUGGAGACUAAUCCCAGCCUUUCGUGGUUAUGCCCAACAAGAUGCUCAGGAAUUUCUCUGUGAACUUUUGGAUAAAGUACAGCAAGAACUGGAGACAGCUAGGACAAAAUGUCCAGCCCUCAUUCCCACUUCUCAAAGGAAACUCAUUAAACAGGUUUUGAACGUGAUCAAUACUAUUUUUCAUGGACAGCUUUUAAGUCAGGUAACAUGUCUUGCAUGUGAUAAUAAGUCAAAUACUAUAGAACCCUUCUGGGACCUGUCACUGGAAUUUCCUGAAAGAUACCACUGCAAUGGAAAGGAGACAACCUGUCAGUAUCCAUGCUUGUUGACAGAAAUGUUGGCCAAGUUUACAGAAACUGAAGCCUUGGAAGGAAAGAUAUACGCUUGUGAUCAGUGCAACACAAAACGAAGAAAGUUUUCUUCUAAGCCUGUUAUACUCACAGAAGCACAGAAGCAGCUUAUGGUAUGCCGACUACCUCAAGUUUUGCGGUUACACCUUAAGCGGUUCAGAUGGUCAGGACGCAAUCAUCGUGAAAAGAUUGGUGUGCAUGUCAGCUUUGAUCAGAUGCUAAACAUGGAGCCCUAUUGCUGCAGAGAAUCUCUAAAGUCCCUUGUACCAGACUGCUUUAUCUACGACCUGUCUGCUGUUGUGAUGCAUCAUGGGAAAGGAUUUGGUUCGGGACAUUACACUGCCUAUUGCUACAAUUCAGAUGAAGGAGUCUGGGUACACUGCAAUGAUUCCAAGCUCAACAUGUGCACUAUGGAAGAAGUAUGCAAGGCGCAGGCCUACAUUUUGUUUUAUACCCAACGAGUUACUCAGGCAAAUGGACAUUGUAGAGUAUCAGGUCUUGACUCACCUUCUGGAAAACAGCCAAAUACUGAAGUUAAUUGUUCCAGUGUAGACAGUAACAGCUAAGCCAAAGCCAAUUUACUGAGUACAGUACAAGUUUGAAUUGUCACUUGUACAUGUAUUGAGACAAGUGCAGUAUUGUGCUAAAUCUGUCUUGGGAAACAAUGUAUGUGUUAAAAUUCUUUUGUACUUGCUAAAAAAAAUUUGGGGGAAAAGUUUAGUAUAAAUUAAUACUUUAUAUUCAUGGUAGGUAACUUCCUAAGUUACUAGACGACUGUAUAGCUAUUUUUUUAAAAAAGAAAAUUGCCAUUUGGAUUUUUAAAUCUUACCUCAAGCUGUUUUUCAGCAUUUUUAUAUUUUAGUGUAGGAAAUAGAGAUGAGGAAUUUCAGUGGGCAUCUUGUGUAAUUCUGGAUUUUUUUAUAUAAAAAGUGUGCAUUUAUACUACAUUUUUGGCAGUACCUUUGACUUUGUCUGCAGGAGUCUGUCUUGCUUCUACAGAAUUAAAAAAAAAUCUUGUCCA
Elgaria multicarinata webbii is the source of this 2732-nucleotide messenger RNA. RefSeq names its product ubiquitin specific peptidase 44 (gene USP44). The record is from RefSeq and is a predicted model, not a curated record. Gene Ontology annotation, biological process: protein deubiquitination. Gene Ontology annotation, cellular component: cytoplasm. NCBI's taxonomy places the organism in Eukaryota, Metazoa, Chordata, Lepidosauria, Squamata, Anguidae. The transcript is spliced from 6 exons. Bases 142 to 2277 code for a protein of 711 amino acids. Gene Ontology annotation, molecular function: cysteine-type deubiquitinase activity; zinc ion binding.